Messenger RNA from Sceloporus undulatus (fence lizard), 8712 nucleotides. RefSeq names its product period circadian regulator 2 (gene PER2). The transcript has 24 exons. The record is from RefSeq and is a predicted model, not a curated record. Gene Ontology annotation, biological process: negative regulation of transcription by RNA polymerase II; entrainment of circadian clock by photoperiod; circadian regulation of gene expression. The coding region runs from base 1976 to 5848 and encodes 1290 amino acids. NCBI's taxonomy places the organism in Eukaryota, Metazoa, Chordata, Lepidosauria, Squamata, Phrynosomatidae. Gene Ontology annotation, molecular function: transcription cis-regulatory region binding; transcription corepressor binding. Gene Ontology annotation, cellular component: cytoplasm; nucleus.
GCGGGGGAGAUUUUCGCUCAGGGGUUGUCACGUUUGUGGCGGUAUGAAGCAGCCAAAGUUGAGAGAGGGAAAGAAGGGGGCGGCGGUGGGAAGGGACCGAGUGAUUAAGUGCCUCUCCUCCGCCCCAGCGCUGAGGGAGCCAGGAAGGAGCGUGAGCGGUUGUGUAACGCCGGUUCCCGCCGUCAUCAGUGGGUCAGUCGCUCAGGAGAGGGAAAGCCUCCGUCAGGGUAAGUAGGUAAGUAGCGAAACUGUUCCUCCGGCGGACCUUUCUGCAUGCAUCCACACUGGGGAAAUAACCCGGUUUGGCAGCGCUUUAACGCUUUGUCUGGCUCUUCGCUAUGGAAUUCUGGGAGUUGGAGUUUGUUGCCCUGUCCUACAUUUCUGCCUUUCCUAAGUGUCCUCCAUUUGGAGCCAAGGAGCAUGGACUCCCAGGGACAGGAGUGUUCUGAGCGCAGGGUGGCUACGAAGCAUGGGUCUGUUUAUAUCGGCGCCAGUGUUUUAGGCUCCUUUUCCUGCGCAUGCCCUACACUUUCACCUUCUCUCUGGGAGGAGUUGCCUUUCGCAGCCAAGGGGCAUGUAUUUACAUUUAUGCCAGUCUUCCAUUUCGCAAUGCCCUACAUUUUCCAGUGCCUGUCCUCCUUUGCGGUGAUGACAUCUGGUCACCCUGAACAGAAGAGCGGCUUGCGGGAUGUUACUCUGACUGUUCACCAUCAGCUUCGUUAUACAGUUCAGUCCUUUGGAUAUUGAGGUUACGCACAUGGUGCAGAUGGCAGAAUCCAAACCAAUGAAGUCAAAUUACAGAAAGGAGAUUAUGGUUGCCAUCCUAGCCAAAAUCCAAUUGCUAGUUUGAGCCAGAGUUAGCCCACUGAACUAACUGCUGAAUAGUAAGUCAACAAUUGAGUGUAUUCUUGCUGGGACUAGCUGACAGUUUAGGCGUGGGAAUUGCAGUCUAAAGCUUAGCUAUAUGCACUCUGCUGAAACUGUUGCUAAACAGCUGUAGCAACUAAAGAGUUGAUUGAUUAGACAGUGUGAAGAUAAAUUGUUUUCUCUCUCACAGAGUCAACAAACACACCAGAUACGAUGAGUCCUGAAAUGCAAUGUCUCAUUGGGUGCUUAAUAAAAUCAAUAUGGAUUAGAAAUUAUUUUAUAGUGUAACAUAUUUUGGGUUUCAUAUGAGUUUGAGUAUAUAACUUUAAGAUGUAAUGUUUUCCUUUUUCAUCCCUCAUAUUCCAGGGUCAGUUAAAAAUACAUGAAGAGCAUGCUUGAAAAACCCACUUAGUGGAGAACCUGAUCAGAAUACAUAAUGGUAUAAGGCAUCAAAUUUUAGUUGCCACUUGUUAACAUAAAGCUGUGUAUUAGAGGGUUGGCUCUACUGUGGCUUUCUGUAGUGAUUUUGUAUUUCAGAAAUAUUUGCAGAGAAAAUCAUUGGGGGAUCCCAGUAUUUCUCUUAUAUUUGUCCAGACUCUAAUGGCUGAGGAUUAUCAUUAGAAGAGGAAGAGGCAAAGUAUGAGUUCAUGUGGGACAUUCCGGACCUAGAUACUUCAUGCAUUUGAUGCUAGCUGGGAGGGACCAUGAUGUAAAUUCAUGCCAACCUUUCUUUUUAAAAUAUAAGUUAUUAAAUGCUGUUUGUGAGUGUGUAUAAGGGGGGAGUAAGUGCAUGAAAAAUGAAGAGAGGAUUUAAGAGUUAUCAAUAUAAUGCUUACAACAGUAAUAAAAAGAUACUGAAACAGCAAGCAAUUAUGAUGGCAAAUAAUUGUGAAUCAGCACGAUAAAGGUUUAUGAACUCAAAAGUGAAUGUGUGAAAAAUAGUGAACACUGAUAUUGCACAAAUGCGGCUUGGAAAAUACAAAACUGCUUCUGAUUUUUCAAAAUACAGAUGUUAUCUCAUUUCACUGAAGAAUUAACCUCUAAAUUCUGGAAUCUGAACUCUGGAAUAUUUUGUUGUGGCAAUUGACCUUCAAAAGUUCUCCUCAAAAUGAGUGACUAUUUGGAAAUGGCAAAUGGUAAAAUAAUGGUAGAAAGCAUGGAUAUUCAGAUGAAGAAUGAACAAAAUCUGAGUCUUCUUCAGGUAGAUGUUGAAAUGAAUGGGGGAUCAAGUGCAAAUGAUGCCAAUGAAAAUUACUCCAGUGGGCAUGAUUGCCAUAUUAGUGAGGGUGAAGAAAAUGGAAAAGAAAUGGCUAUGAUCAUGGAAUCCUUAGAAUGUUAUAAAAGCAAUGAACUGACUUCGAAAUCUAAAACUCAGAAGGAACUGAUAAAAACAUUGCAAGAAUUAAAAAGUCAUCUUCCUCCUGAUAAAAGGAUCAAAGGCAAAUCUAGUAUCCUAGCAACUCUGAAAUAUGCACUUAGAAGCAUUAAGCAAGUUAAAGCCAGUGAAGAAUAUUAUCAGUUGAUGAUGACUAAUGAGAUUUAUCCCUGUGGUCUUGAUGUAUUGUCCUAUACUGUUGAAGAUGUUGAAAACAUUACUACAGAGUACAUCAUGAAGAAUGCAGAUAUGUUUGCUGUAGCUGUUUCUUUGGCUACUGGAAAAAUUCUAUACAUCUCUGAUCAGGCUGCUUCUAUUCUUCAUUGUAAGAAGGAUUUCUUUAAAAAUGCCAGAUUUGUGGAAUUUCUGGCACCUCAGGAUGUUAGUGUGUUCUAUAGUGCUACUACUCCAUACAGAUUGCCAUCUUGGAGUAUUUGCAGUGGAGUUGAAUCUACCACACAAGAAUGCAUGGAGGAAAAAUCUUUUUUCUGCCGUAUCAGUGCAGGGAAAGAAAAUGUAAAUGAGAUCUGCUACCACCCAUUUCGUAUGACUCCAUAUCUUAUUAAAGUUCAAGAUGUUGAGGAUCAGCUUUGCUGUGUAUUGCUUGCAGAAAAGGUGCAUUCUGGUUAUGAAGCACCCAGAAUUCCUCCUAAUAAACGAGUCUUUACAACCACACAUACACCAAGUUGUUUGUUUCAAGAUGUAGAUGAAAGAGCUGUACCUCUAUUGGGAUACUUACCUCAGGACUUGAUUGGAACUCCUGUCUUAGUGCAUCUUCAUCCAAGUGAUAGACCUUUAAUGCUAGCAAUUCACAAAAAAAUACUUCAGUCUGGUGGUCAACCAUUUGAUUAUUCACCGAUCAGAUUCUGUACUAGAAAUGGUGAAUAUGUGACUCUGGAUACUAGCUGGUCUAGUUUCAUCAACCCCUGGAGUCGAAAGAUUUCCUUUAUAAUUGGAAGACACAAAGUGAGAACAGGUCCCUUGAAUGAAGAUGUAUUUGCACCUCACUGCACAGAAGAAAAAGUAAUUCAUCCUAAUGUUCAGGAGAUUACAGAACAAAUACAUCGGUUAUUAUUACAGCCUGUACAUAACAGUGGCUCUAGUGGCUAUGGAAGCUUGGGCAGCAAUGGAUCGCACGAACACCUAAUGAGUGUGGCUUCCUCCAGUGACAGCAAUGGGAACAAUAAUGAAGAUAUCCAUAGGAUACCCAGGCCUAACUCUUCCCAAGGUAUUUGCCAAGAUAGACCUGUGGCUAAAAAUACAGGAGAGCAUGUUGCCUUUGACUCCAGAUCAAAGCUUGAAAAUCAAAAAAUAUCUUAUGGAGAAAAACUCAAUGAUCAGUAUGGUCAUAUGAAAUGUGCCACUCAGUCAGCUGAAAAUGAUACUGUUGGGAUUGCUUGUCAAAGAAGCUUGGCUGGAGAAGAACUGGCCUGGAGAGAACAGCCUGUGUAUUCAUAUCAGCAGAUCAGCUGCUUAGAUAGUGUUAUCAGAUAUUUGGAAAGUUGCAGUGCAGCAGAUACCAUAAAGAAAAAGUCUCAACCUACUUCACAUGCUGUUUCACUGAAUACAGAGAUACACAGAAAGAAAAUGAAUGAUGAUAGCAUUAAAACACCCACAGAAGAAUCUGGGCGAUCAAAAACUCAUAUAGGCCCUGCAGUGUUGGAGUCUCCAAACAAAACAAAUACUUCUACUGUUGUUGGCACUCACUUAACUUCUUUGACUUUACCUGGAAAACCUGAAAGUGUUGUAUCUUUUACCAGUCAGUGCAGCUACAGCAGUACCAUAGUUCAUGUUGGAGACAAAAAAACGCAACCUGAAUUAGAAAUAACCGAAGAUGGUCCCACUGGCACAGAACCCACAGACAACCAACCUAUUGCUCCACAAUUUAGCACUUCCCAAAAGAACCAAGAGAAAGAGACAUUUAAGAAAUUAGGACUAACAAAGGAAGUCCUUGCAGUGCAUACACAAAAAGAAGAGCAGAACUUCCUGAACAAGUGCAAAGAAAUCAAAAAGUUCCAUAUUUUUCAGUUUCCUUGCAAUUACUACUUUCAAGAAAAAAACAAAAAACAUCCUGGUGAACAUGGUAUUCAUGGACUACAACAUGGCUCUGGCAUAGAUCACUCUUGGAAAAAAACUGGGAAGAACAGGAAAUCUAAGUCAAAACGACAUAAGCCACAUGAAUCUUCAGAGAGUACGAUGUCUGGUACCAAACCUCCCCACAGGUUUCCUCUUUUGGGCCCAAAUACUACAGCCUGGUCCCCAUCAGAUACUUCCCAAGCAAGUUACCCCACCAUGCCUUUUCCUGCAGUUAUGCCAGCAUUUCCACUUCCAGUUUUUCCACCUACAGGGACUAUGCCAUCAGGUCCUGAAGCUUUUCUUUCUGGUUUGAAUGAAUCACAGGAAUUGGGAAAUCAUUGUGCUUUGCCAUUAUCACAAUUUCCUGCACCACUAGUGACUCCAAUGGUAGCACUUGUACUCCCCAACUAUGUAUAUCCUCAGGUGAACCACACUGUUUCUCAAACACUUUAUCCUGACCCACCUAAAUUUUCUAGUCAGCCUUCUUUCUCUUCACAGUCUCUGCUUACAACACAGCCACCAUUCACUGCCUUAAACCCAUUCCCUCCACAGUCAGUGUUUCCAACAGAACAAUUCCAUUAUAGUGCAUCAGCAGAUAGUGAAAAGACCCCUGUUAUAGAAUCCAGAAAUGAACCAUCCCGUUCCUGUACUCCACAGUCCUUGGGUCCACAAGAUCAGGCCUCAACGACGUUAUUCCAAUCACGUUGCAGUUCUCCUCUACAGCUAAAUCUUUUGCAGUUAGAAGAAAUGCCUAAAGUGACUGAAAGUGGAACCACUGGUCCACUGGGCAGCUAUGGAACUGUAACAGAUGGAUGUAUCACUAGCAAACCCAUGAUAUCAGAAGACUAUAACAGAAAAGCAUCAUCCCCUGUUGAAUCUCCAAUGGAAGCUCAAAAUUGUGAUGCCUUCUCUGUAUCAAGUGAUUUACUUGAUAUUCUGCUUCAAGAAGAUGCAAGUUCAGGCACUGGGUCUGCUUCAUCAAGGAGUGGUGUUUCAGCUGCUGCUGAGUCUUUAGGAUCUGGUUCAAAUGGAUGUGAUAUGUCAGGCAGUGGAACAGGAAGUAGUGAGACAAGUAAUACAAGCAAAUAUUUUGGAAGCAUUGACUCCUCAGAAAAUAAUCAUAAAACAAAAGGUCCUGAAAUGGAAGAAAGUGAGCAGUUCAUUAAAUAUGUUCUCCAGGAUCCUGUUUGGCUGCUGAUGGCAAAUACAGAUGAUGCUAUUAUGAUGACUUACCAGAUACCAUCACGAAACUUGGAAGCUGUUUUAAAAGAGGACAAAGUGAAACUGAAACAGAUGCAGAAGUUUCAGCCUAAGUUUACAGAGGAUCAAAAAAGAGAGCUACUUGAAGUGCAUCCAUGGAUUCAGAUGGGUGAACUUCCUGAGACGGUUGCUAAUUCUGUGUGUAUGUAUUGUGAAGAAAACGUUAAUAGCAGAUCUUACACAAAAGAUGAAGACAUUCAUGUAAUGGAGCUUAAUGAAAUGAGUGAAGAAUGUGGGGAAAAUAAUUUUGAUACACUUGAAGAUGUCUAAUACGUAAAGAUCCAUUUCAACAACACCUGCUGCUUUUAACAAUUGCAGUUCUUCAUUAGAUCUUAAAGGUUUUUAAGCUUGUUUCUUGUGAAAUGAAUCUCACUUAUAUUAAACAAAUGCAUUUUUUGUUCUAGAAAAAGGUCAUUUGUGAUAAACCUCUGUGAAUGGGAGCAUUUUUUCCAUCUCUAGCAGCCAUUGCUGAAGAUGUAUAUUUUGUGUUUUUUAAAGCCCUUUCAGAUUCUGAAAUAGUUAUUUUUCUGUAAAACUACACAGAAUCCCAUUGAACUACAAAGUGUCAUGAAACUAUAGAAUCUCUUUCCAGUCUUCAUUUUUCAUUGAUAGAUUAUUUCCAAACCUCUAUGUUUCAGUCUGAGAAUAUCUUGAAUAAAUUUCAGAUUGAGUAGAUAAUAAAUCCCAAAUAAUUCAUUAGUGCUUGGUUUAUCUAAAAAGCUGAACUUCAUCUGCCUCACUUCAUUUGAUAUAUUAGUAUUCUGAUUUCCUGGUGUUAAAAGCAAUUCUAAAAUAUUCAUCUCUUACAAUGUCCAAAUAUCUGUUCAACUUACUAAAACAGUCAUAUGUAAAAAAAAUCUUUUUCUUUAAUCAGUGUUAAAGCAUCAUAUAGUAACCAUACCAUAUUUUUCUUAAUUCUAAUACAUUAUCCUUGGAAUUUUAUAUCAAUUACUUGCUUGUUAAAAUGUUACAGUUGUUUUUUUUUUUCUCAUUGAUCAGCCAUUAAAAUUUAUCUUCUCAAACAGUUUUGGGCAGAGAAGCAUAGAAAUACCCAAUAGUACUGAAAAACAAAAUCACUGCCUCUUCUUUUAAAUGUUGUCAAGACUACCUCUGGUAUAGUUCUGGUAUUGUCUGUCUAAUAGAGAGAUAUUAGUUUUAAAGCUGAUGUAGUUCCUCUACAUUGGCAUAAUACAGAUUUAUAGUGAACAAAAUAGUGUACUAAUAAACCAAUUGUAUUACUCUUUUUAAAAACUAAGAUUAUCCAUAGAGUGAAGUCUAGUUUUGAAAAAGAUGCAGCUCAGGCCACAGCUUCUAAUUCUCUUUUUUGCUUUGUCAAACCAGUACAAGUGUUUUAUCAGCUAGAAUACAGCCAAUUUUCUCUCUACUGUUUCUUUGGUCAUUGUACGUAUCUUACUCCGUGUAGACAAAUGUAGAAGCUGAUUUCCCAAAUUGAUUACACUUCAACAAUAAUCUGUAAGCAACUACAGUGGACCCUUGUUAUACACUGGGGUUUGGUUCCUGGAUGCAUCGUGGAUAACAGAAUCCGUGGAUGCUCAAGUCCCAUUAAAUAUAAUGACAUAGCAAAAUGGUGUCCCUUAUAAAAAAUGGAAAAUCAAGGUUUGAUAUUUGAAACUUUUUUUGGAACAUUUUCAAACCAUGGAUGCUUGAAUCUAUGUAUAAGAAGGGCCGACUGUAUAUACAUCUAGGGAGACAUAUAGGUGUUGUUUUCCAGACAUUCAUCUCAUGCUUUGCUAUCAAAUGUGGCAUAUUAACUGACAUACAAGGUAUAACCAGUUAGCCACUGAGUCCAACAAUAUUCUGUGCUUAUGAAACCAAAGCCAAAGUAGGCGGAAAGUUAAAGCAAGAAUGCCCCCAGACAAUCAUGCAUUAAGUCUUUUUUUUUUCUUCCUUCCUUUUUUUCCUUUCUUUCUUUCUCUUGGGAUUUCUCUCCUAAUAUGCAUCUUUGAAUGUGAAUCUUUAUUACAUAAUCAGUUGCUUAAGAGCUGGUAAUAUUAUCUAGGUCACUAAAUUGCACAGCUGUAUUAUACCUAGUAAUUAAUGUCAUUUAUUUUCAGCUUGUUCUUGUUAGUUUCUUCUGGUGUCUCCUAAUUUUUAUAUUCUAGGGAAAAUGUAAAUGAUAUUUCAUUGUGCACUUACACUACAUUCUUUUGUUAAAGCAACUUGUGUCAUCUUAAAAGUAGUGAACUGACAUGCAUGUAGGAAUGAAUCCUGAGAUGACUUUUUCCUAAAUGUAUUUUAAAUUCCUAUUGUUAAUUAAAUGAUAUUUGUAUAUAACUUAAGAAUGCCAGUACAUUUGGCAUAUCAUACAUAUUCUGUUGUGCUUAAAAUUAAAAAAAAGUGUUAGUCAGGGUCAGCUUGAGAAAUUAAAUUUUAUCUAAUGACACUUAAAUAUGGCUCUACAAUCACUUAUGCCCAGGCUUUAUAUAUUGUAUUUAAAUCACAUGGAAAAUUCUUAGCACUAAAAAGAAAGGUCAAAGUCUAGGAAGGCAUAUACUGUAUGAUUUGUUCCACAUUUGGCAAGAACUGGUGCCUGGCUUAUGGGAGGUUUUGAGCAUUAUCCGUUUUAUGAGAUGCUACUGAAUAUCUGUUGUUUUGUUCUUAUUUUAAAAAGUCAGAAAUCUCACUAGUAGCUUUCUAAAUUGUGACAAGAUGGUUUAGUAUUUUGAAUAGAGACCUACAGGUGUGUAUUAAUUCUGAUAGACAUCUCCACUGCUGGGUUUGUAUCUGUGUGUGUGUGUUUAAUGAAACUUGAGAGAUAAAGAGAGAAUGUAUUUAAAGCCUUUCAUGGGUGUCUUAAUAUUUUUACAGUGAAUUUUUUUAUUUACAAGGUGAUAUUUAAAAGUUCUUAUGAAUUUUUUAAAUCGCAAGCCUUCUUUUUAGACAGGAUAUUGAAACCAGCUUUCUCCAGAUUUGUUGUGGACUGUUUUAGCUUAAAUAUACUUGGUCAGUAGGAGAAAUCUUGUUGAUACAUUGUUUUUCCAUCAGUAAACAGUGCUUUCUGUAUCUUGUGCAAUACAGUAUAUUGUGGGGUUUUUUUUUUUUUUUUUUGGUCACUUGUAACAAUUUUUAUUAAAUGCUUUCUAGAAAAACUGAAAAUAAAGCAGAGUUAUUUU